Messenger RNA from Phanerochaete carnosa HHB-10118-sp, 744 nucleotides. RefSeq lists its product as uncharacterized. Lineage: Eukaryota; Fungi; Basidiomycota; Agaricomycetes; Polyporales; Phanerochaetaceae. Bases 21 to 596 code for a protein of 191 amino acids. Gene Ontology annotation, biological process: cytoplasmic translation. Gene Ontology annotation, cellular component: cytosolic large ribosomal subunit; ribosome. Gene Ontology annotation, molecular function: structural constituent of ribosome. The transcript is spliced from 6 exons. The record is from RefSeq and is a predicted model, not a curated record.
CGAAUCCUCAAGACCUCAAGAUGGUACGUUACGCCGCCGCCGCCGUUGCCACAAACCCCGAAAAAACUUCGCGCGCCCGCGGGGAGUACCUGCGCACUCACUUCAAGAACAUGCGCGAGGUGGCAGCCGCCUUGACCGGUCUCAAGCUGACCAAAGCCUAUGCUUACCUUGGAGACGUUGCCGAGCAUAAGCAAAUUAUUCCCUUCCGUCGGUUCGCCGGUGGUGUCGGCCGCGCUAGCCAGGCCAAGCAGUUCAAGGCGACACAAGGUCGCUGGCCCGAGAAGUCGGUCAAGUUCAUUAGCCGCCUCCUAAAGAACGCUGAGUCGAACGCGGAUGCGAAGAACUUGGAGCUGGAGGAUCUGUAUAUCAAGAGCAUUGUUGUUCAGCAGGCCCCAAAAACCCGCCGCCGCACCUACCGUGCGCACGGUCGCAUCAACCCUUACCAGGGCCACCCUUGUCAUGUCGAGAUAAUUCUCUCCGCUUCUGAUGCUGAGGUUGAGCGGGCGAAGGACAAGGACGUUGUUGCCAAGUCGUCGUUGAGUGGGCUCAACAGGCGGCAGGUCGCUCGCAGGCGGAUCGAGGCUGCGCGCACAUAAACUUGCGGCCACAUAUCUGUAGAUUUGGGUCUGAUACGUCAAGACAGCAGGCUGGGAAUGCGGUUAUGCUGACGCGAUGAGUUCUCCUUCCUAUUGUCCUAUCCAUGUACAUACACUAUCGUUAUGUCAUGCUCUUAACGAAGCGACU